UUCCGUUAUUUCCGUGCAGCGCCUUUCCCGGAGGGUCCGGAAUGCGGAGCUGAGGUGGGACAGUUUCCCCUUCCUGGCAGGUGACCCCUCGCCAUGUUCUCCAAGAAGAAGAAGCGGGUGGAGAUCUCGGCCCCGUCCAACUUCGAGCACCGGGUGCACACGGGGUACGACCCGUCGGAGCAGCGCUUCACGGGGCUGCCCCGCCAGUGGCAGGGGCUGCUCGAGGAGUCGGCCCGGCGCCCCAAGCCCCUCGUGGACCCCGCCUGCAUCACCGCCAUCCGCGCCCCCCAAAAGCCCAUCGUUCGCGGCUCCAAGGCCCCCCGGGAUGGGGCCCCCGGGGGCCGGGACGGGACCCUGGCGUGGCUCCUGGACGAGCUGGAGGCCGUGUCCGUGUCCCGCUCCAACUCCCUGCGCCGGGACAGCCCCCCCCGCCCCCCCCCGGCCCCCCCCCCCCCGGCGGACGGCCCGGCCCCCCCCCGGAAGGGCCCCCGGGGGGGGCCGGAGCCGGGCCCCCCCAAAGGUGCGGCCGAGCGGGACCCCCCGACCGCGCCCGGCCCCGGGGGGCUGCGGCGGGAGGAGAAGCGCCCCAAGUCCAGCUCGGCUGGCGAGGGGGCCCCCCGGCCCCCCCCCCGUGAGCAGCGCCCGCUCUCGGGGCCCGACCUGCGGCCCCCCGACAUUCCCGGCGUUCCCGGCGCUCCCGGAGCGGGGCCGAAGACGGCGCCGCAGCCCGGACGCCCCUUCCACACCUACCCCCGCGCCGACACCGACCCCGCCCGGGGCCCCCCCGCCCAGGCAGAGCACCGGCCGGGACGCCCGCAGGAGGUGACGCCCAACGGGCCGGUCCCCGCCGGUGGCCCCGGCGGUCCCGGCUCCUCCUCCCACGCCCCCGGCCCCCCGCGCCCCAAAGCCCCGGAGCCACCGCCGCCCCCCGGGCCGGACCCUCCGGCCGCGCGGCCCCCCGGCCCCCCGCCCGCCCCGGGGGGGCCCCAGCGCGUGUCCCACGAGCAGUUCCGGGCGGCGCUGCAGAUGGUGGUGGACCCCGGGGACCCCCGCACGUACCUGGACAACUUCAUCAAGAUCGGGGAGGGCUCCACGGGCAUCGUGUGCAUCGCCACCGUGCGCGGCUCCGGCAAGCUCGUGGCCGUCAAGAAGAUGGACCUGCGCAAGCAGCAGCGGCGGGAGCUGCUCUUCAACGAGGUGGUGAUCAUGCGGGACUACCAGCACGAGAACGUGGUGGAGAUGUACAACAGUUACCUGGUGGGCGACGAGCUCUGGGUGGUCAUGGAGUUCCUGGAGGGCGGCGCCUUGACCGACAUCGUCACCCACACCAGGAUGACGGAGGAGCAGAUUGCGGCCGUGUGCCUGUCGGUGCUGCGGGCGCUCGCCGUGCUCCACGCCCAGGGCGUCAUCCACCGCGACAUCAAGAGCGACUCCAUCCUCCUCACGCAUGACGGGCGGGUGAAACUCUCGGAUUUUGGGUUCUGCGCCCAAGUGAACAAGGAGGUGCCGCGGCGCAAGUCGCUGACCCCAGGGGGAGGCUGGUGA
Messenger RNA from Neopelma chrysocephalum (saffron-crested tyrant-manakin), 1545 nucleotides. RefSeq names its product p21 (RAC1) activated kinase 4 (gene PAK4). Lineage: Eukaryota; Metazoa; Chordata; Aves; Passeriformes; Pipridae. Gene Ontology annotation, biological process: intracellular signal transduction; protein phosphorylation; regulation of MAPK cascade. Gene Ontology annotation, molecular function: ATP binding; protein serine/threonine kinase activity. The record is from RefSeq and is a predicted model, not a curated record. Gene Ontology annotation, cellular component: cytoplasm.